GUCACCAAUCUCCUUCCCCUCAGGCCCGCCGUAGUGUACGCCUCGUCCAAUCCGGACAUCAACAACCGCCGGAGGCUUCCCCCCUCAUCCCCUCGUCCUAGCCGAAAUGGUCCCCGCUCUUUGGUUGGUCCUCCGAGCAGGACUACGUUGGGAUGCCAGCGAGCCAGCCGGCGAUCGAUCAUGACGAGAAUCAUGCAAACCUGGAGGCAAAACAGGCCAGAUCUCGAUUCUCUACAAACUACUUCACCGUGGAGAAGCCCAAUCAUCUUCGUAUGCUCACCUCAGGGAUGUCAUCGCACAACCACGCGAUGUACCUCUCCGUCAUUGCCUCAUCCUCUUUUUAGAAACAAAGUGUUAGUAUCUUAA
This is a messenger RNA of Linum tenue, 366 nucleotides long. The record is from the annotation of a GenBank genome assembly. NCBI's taxonomy places the organism in Eukaryota, Viridiplantae, Streptophyta, Magnoliopsida, Malpighiales, Linaceae.